Messenger RNA from Bombus huntii, 1789 nucleotides. RefSeq lists its product as uncharacterized. The coding region runs from base 176 to 1597 and encodes 473 amino acids. The record is from RefSeq and is a predicted model, not a curated record. The transcript is spliced from 6 exons. NCBI's taxonomy places the organism in Eukaryota, Metazoa, Arthropoda, Insecta, Hymenoptera, Apidae.
CCCCUGUUUAAAGCCACAUGUUGGUAAGACUUCGUCAUUCGGUUAAUUUAAUUUUCAAAAGGUAAUUACGAUUUACCAUGUUUAAGAUCGAAGCAGUGGCCCGUUAAGAAUUUUACUGUGUUUUGUAUGCAUUUUUGAAGGGUUUAAUUUAUAUAUAUAAAGUGAAAACGUAAUAAUGGGAAAUUAUGUUAAUAAGUUUUUUCCUCAUAAUACUGAGGCUUAUAACAAUAAAAUGGAAAAAGAAGAAAUAAGAUGUCCAUUAUCUACUGAUGAAGUAACUCUUGAGACAGACAUUAUGGAAACUCCACCAAUAGUUCGUAAAACAUUAAUUGAUCCUAGAUCAAUAACAAGUGGAAUAAAUCGUACACCAAUAGAAGUGAAUUGUACACCACUUGGAACAAAUAAAAAAAUGAUAUCAGCAAUGCCAAAACAUUUACAAACUAAACAGUAUUUGGAAACAGAUAUAGAUAAAAUAAUGCUAUGUUUAACUCCAAUGAAACAUUGUAUGCCAAAAGUAAUAGAUAUUCCAAAAGUACAACUGCCAACAAUGGAAGAUAAAGGUACAGAUAUUCCCUCAACACCAACAACUAGUAAUUUAAAUAAUGAAAAGGUAAUUACUGAUAUAGAAAAGGAACGUUUUAAUAUCUUGGGACUUGAUCCUCGAUCUCCAGCUGCGGAUUUUGACAGAACGCCAAUUUUAAUGCCAAAAUCUAUAAAACGUUUAAGAGCAAGGUCUCAAGAAUUUUUACAUAGAGCUGGUAGUUACGAUACAGAUAUAUUUUAUCCAAAAUUUUCAUAUUGUGAAACAUCAUCACAAUUUAAUGUUACUGAAGUACAGGCUUCACAUAGUUUAGCCACAACUGAUGUAAAUUCUUUGAAUUCAGUCAUUAGUGAUUGCGAUAACAAAUCCAAAUCACCUGAAUCACUUUAUUCUAGUCAUUCAUCUGGAAAUAAAUCUACUUCAGUGAUUGAAAUAUUUGCAUCAGCGAAGGAAGAAUUGGAAGAUCCGAGUGAAUCUCAAAGAAUCUCAGGGCAAAACAAGUUCAAUGAUGUAUGUGUGAAGGAGGAUAUAGAAGAAAAGAAAACAUGUGUUACUAGCGAUGAAAUAAUUAAAGUAUGGAGAGAUUCAUUGAUAUUGGAUGAGCCUCAAGAAUUAAAAACAAGUGAAUUAGACAAUGUACAAAUUAUUGAAGAAAAAAUAGCACAAGUAUCUAAAGAAGAAGUAAUUAUAACAUUUGAUGAUGAUAAUAUAGCAAAACUAGCUAAUUUUGAAAGUGAAAGAACUAAAAUAGAUACAAUUAGAAAAAAGAAAAAAAAUCUAAAAUCAGAAGUGAAAAUUCCAAUAGACGAAAAGAAAUUUUCUAAUUCUAUUAAUAAAGAUGGAAGUGAAUCUACAAAGAUUCGAACUCCUCUCGGAAAUCGUUCAAAUAAUGGACAAGUACAAACAUUAUUAAUAAAAUCACCACAACAGGUAUUUAGGAACAAAGGUAUUACCUCAAAAAUAUUGCAAGAAAACACACCACCACACAAGAAACAUACUACAAAAUCGAAAUUAGGUGGUAUACAGUGGGAUCCAGAUUCAACGGUUAUCAUUUAGGGUUUUAUUAAUUUUUUAUAAUAGGACAAAUUUAGACAUAGUUUAUAUUUUUUAUAUAUUUUAAACAAAUUCAAAUUGUAAAAAUUAAUUAUAAACAUAAGUGUUAUUCGAUUGGAAUAGUGCGUAUCUACUUGAUGUAAAAUAAAUAAUCCUUUGAAUAAACUUUUUAUUAUUUGUCUUGAUAUAAAAUCA